AUGGUUGUAGAUGGUAUAUGCAAGAAGAUUGGGAUAAACGAUAGUACAAAGAAGCUCAAGUUAAGCUACAUUCCAUUGGUAGCUAAGCCACGCAAUGAGUCACGUAUUGUUGAUGAUGGUGAUGUGUAUGUCUAUCUAACAACUCUGGACAAAGAUGGACUUAGAUCUGUGUUGAAUGUGGAGAUAAUGGAAGAUCAGAGUGAUGAGCUAGCAACAGGGGAUAAUAUGCUUGAUAUUGAGGAAGGGAUGACUACUUACACACCGGUAGAAGCAGGGAAAGAACAGAAUGAACUUGCUAUUGUGGUCGUGGCAGAGACUGAGAAACAGAUGGUGAUCGAUGAUGUUGUUUCAAAACCGGAUGAUCAUGCACAUGUAGAGCCUGCAGAGUAUAUUAUGGAUGAGGAUGAUCACGUAGAGCCUGCAGGGCGAGUAGAACCAACUCAGCAGUUUGUUAUUGAAUGGGAUGAUGGUGCUGGUUUUGAGAAACAUCAAGAAUUUAGGUCGAAAGAGGCGUUGCGAGUAUUGGUUGACAGAGCUUCGCAUAAGGGAUGUUUUGAGGUUAAAACUGUGAAGUCUGAUCCUGGGCGACUCAUUCUAAAAUGCCGUCAAGCUGAACAUGGUUGUUCAUGGUAUUUACAUGCUGUAAGAAUGAAGGAUUCAACUUAUUUCAGCCUUCGAGUUUACAGGAAUAAGCAUUGUUUCUCUCGGGUCCUUACCAGCACACUUGAGAAUAAAAGAAAAGGCACUCCACAAGUAGUAGCAGAUGUUUUGCGUGCUUCGUAUCCAGGUGUAGUGGAUACACCCGCUCCUAGAAAUAUAGUAAAGGUUGUUCAAACUGAAGCUCAUGUGAAUGUGUCGUACUCUACUGCAUUGAGAGGGAAAAAACUCGCUAUUAGUCAAGUGAGGGGUAGUCCGGCUGAGAGCUUUCAAAGAUUGCAUUCUUAUUUGUACAUGCUGAAGCUGGUGAACCCCGGUACAGUGACGAGCGUGGAAGUGGAUGCUAAUAAUAAGUUCAAGUAUCUUUUUGUGGCUUUGGGUCCCAGCAUUGAAGGGUUUAGAUCAAUGAGAAAAGUCAUAGUUGUGGAUGCAACAUUUCUUAAGAAUGUUUAUGGUGGUAUGCUUGUAUUUGCCACAGCUCAGGAUCCUAAUCAUCACCAUUAUCCCAUUGCAAUGGGUGUAAUCGAUAGUGAGAAAGAUGCUAGUUGGAGGUGGUUUUUAGAGAUGCUCAAAACUGUUAUACCAGAUAAUCCUGAGAUUGUUUUUAUGAGUGACAGACACACAAGCAUAGCGAAGGCAGUGCAAGAGGUGUACCCUCAGUCUCAGCAUGGAUUUUGUGUUUGGCACCUGUCUCGGAAUGUGAGGGUUAAAGCAGCCAAUGGUUGGAAAGAUUUGUGCUCAAAAAAAUUCAUUGACUGCGCUCACAAGUACACCGAAAGUGAGUUUCUAAGUGCAUAUACCGAAUUUGGUAGAAUGUUUCCCAAAGCUGCGGAGUACUUAGAGAAUGGUCUUCCUCUCGAGAAAUGGGCAAGGUGCUACUUCAAAGGAGACAAGUAUAACUUGGACACAAGCAACGCCUGUGAAUCUAUGAACAGUGUCUUCAAGAAAGCUAGAAAGUAUGCAUUAUUGCCGUUGAUUGAUGUGUAUAUUGAAAAAGUGUCUGAGUGGUUCAACAGGCAUAGGGAAGACAUUGCUGGUGCAUCGUAUUCGAAGAAAUUGGUGCCAUAUGUGGAAAAUCAGUUGCAUAUCCAAUGUGCAAUAGCGACAGCGUUAACUGUGACUGAGCUAAAUGUUCCUGAGCUUGAGUACAGUGUGGUUGGACUUGAUGGGAAGAGCUAUCUGGUCAAUUUGGUAACAAAAAGUUGUGAGUGUCGGAUGUUUGAUAUAGAUAAGAUUCCAUGUGUGCAUGCAAUAGCCGCAACCAUUGCAAUGAUGCGGACGACAUCUAGAAGAAGAGACAUACACAUUUUCGAUUUAUGCUCGAGGUACUACUUGAUUGAUACUUGGGCGUUGGCUUAUUGCCGAACCAUCUAUAUGGUGCCGCAUCAUUCAACUUGGAUUAUUCCUGAGGAGGUUGGAAAUUUAGUUGUUUACCCACCAGACUACACCAAAAAAUCAGGAAGAAAGAAGGAGAAGCGGUUUCCUUCCACCGGAGAAGCUCGCAGGAGUCAGAAGGCCAACCCAAACACAAACAUUGGCCGUUGGUUUGAACCACUAAACCCAAGGCAAGGAGAGGGUGAAGAGGGCGAAGAGGGUGAAGAGGGCGAAGAGGGUUAA
Messenger RNA from Eutrema salsugineum, 2274 nucleotides. Its product is annotated as protein FAR-RED ELONGATED HYPOCOTYL 3-like. Gene Ontology annotation, molecular function: zinc ion binding. The transcript has a single exon. The coding region runs from base 1 to 2274 and encodes 757 amino acids. NCBI's taxonomy places the organism in Eukaryota, Viridiplantae, Streptophyta, Magnoliopsida, Brassicales, Brassicaceae. The record is from RefSeq and is a predicted model, not a curated record.